AUGGCCCCGUGCUGCGCGCUGAGCCUGGUGCGUCGGUGCCUUCGCCAGCUGCUGAGCACGCAGUGUGCGCUCCUGAGCGGCCUGCCCGGGCGGGACUGCAGCCUGCUGACAGAGAAGAGAGCAGAAAAGCGGAAAAAGAGAAAUGCUGGAGAGGGCUGCGGCCUGCCAGGCUCCUCCUGGGAAGAGAGGUUAGCAGACGCAGCAACUCCACUGUGGAGACUUCCCUACCAGGAGCAGCUGCAGGUCAAGUACGAAAACCAGAGGAAGGUUUUACAGACACUGACAUCGCGUCUGCAGGAGCUGGGUGUAGAUGUGCAGAAGCCUGGUGAACUCUGCUGUGCUCUCCGUCCUGUAGUCCCUUCACCCACCAUUAAUGGCUACCGAAACAAAUCUACUUUCUCUGUAAACCAAGGACCUGAUGGAAACCCCAAAACUGUGGGAUUGUACGUGGGAACUGGCAGAGCAAGAAAUAUUGUCUGUGUGAGAGCUGACCACGUGAAGAAUGUGCCCCCAAAACACAAGCAAGUAGCCCAGUGCUAUGAGGAGUUCAUCCGUCAGUCCCCCCUGGACUCUUGCAUUCUCUUCCACGAAGGCGGACACUGGCGGGAGCUCGUGGUACGCACCACCAGCCACGGCCACACCAUGGCGAUCGUCACCUUCCACCCCCAGGAGCUGGGCCAGGAGGCUCUGGCUACUCAGAAAGCAUUGCUUAAGGAGUUCUUCACUUCUGGACCUGGAGCAGGAUGUGCCUUGACUUCACUUUACUUCCAAGAGAGCACCAUGACGCGCUGUUCCCAUGAGCAGUCACCCUUCCAGCUCCUUUAUGGAGAGCCACACAUCUUUGAAGAUUUGCUCGGCCUGAAAUUUCGCAUCUCUCCGGAUGCCUUUUUCCAAGUGAACACGAGUGGAGCAGAAACUCUGUACCGGGCAGUCGGGGAGCUGAGUCAGGCUGACAGAGACACCGUCCUCCUUGAUGUCUGCUGCGGGACAGGCACGAUUGGUCUCUCUCUGGCUCACCAUGUGUCCAAGGUUAUUGGUAUCGAGAUAGUGGAGAAGGCAAUAGAGGAUGCCAGGUGGAAUGCAGCAUUUAAUGGAAUUUCCAACUGUGAGUUUCACAGUGGGAAGGCAGAGGCUGUGUUACCACAACUGCUGUCCUCAUGGGAAGAUACCCGACCCCUUGUUGCUGUGGUGAACCCAUCCCGAGCUGGGAUCCAUUACAGGGUCGUGCGAGCCAUCCGAAACUGCAAGGCCAUCCGAAGGCUGCUCUACAUCUCCUGCAAGCCAGAGGGCGAAGCCACAAGGAAUUUUCUUGAGCUGUGCUGUCCCCCUGACCCAGGGAAGAAGCUGGUAGGAGAGCCGUUUGCCCCUGUGUUGGCCAUACCUUUUGACCUGUUUCCUCAUACUGCUCACUGUGAGCUGGUGCUGCUGUUCUCCCGCUGACAAGGAGGCAGGUAUGCAAGCUCUGAAGCUUGGGAAGAAACCUGCUAAUGUCCUUAAGGCUGGAGUGGAUGUAGUUAUGAUUUUAUUUUUAUACAACUUUGAAGAAAUAAAUUAUUUUCUUUUUGCUCUU
Molecule: messenger RNA, 1570 nt
Organism: Oxyura jamaicensis (ruddy duck)
Lineage: Eukaryota; Metazoa; Chordata; Aves; Anseriformes; Anatidae
Gene: TRMT2B
Product: tRNA methyltransferase 2 homolog B
Exons: 12
Coding region: 1-1440 (479 amino acids)
Biological process (GO): RNA processing
Molecular function (GO): tRNA (uracil(54)-C5)-methyltransferase activity, S-adenosyl methionine-dependent
Source: RefSeq, a predicted model, not a curated record